Daphnia carinata is the source of this 8564-nucleotide messenger RNA. RefSeq names its product golgin subfamily B member 1-like. The transcript is spliced from 14 exons. The record is from RefSeq and is a predicted model, not a curated record. NCBI's taxonomy places the organism in Eukaryota, Metazoa, Arthropoda, Branchiopoda, Diplostraca, Daphniidae. Bases 200 to 8257 code for a protein of 2685 amino acids.
CCGUGUCACAUCAUCAGCAAGAGCAAGAUGUUGAAACCUUGGAAGCAAUUGUUUGGGAAAAACUAGUCCCGAAUAUGUUGUGACACACGAAAUAUGUGCUUAGAUAUCUUACUGUAAACCUUGUAAAAAAUUAUUGUGUCAUAGUUUUAAAUAGUGACGGCUGUAUUAUCCCUACGUACGUCAAAACGCCGAGGGAAAAAUGGAUGAGCAGAAGUCCGGGGCAGCUGUUAAUGGUGCCAAGGGCUCUGCGGGUUCUCGGCAAAAUGAUCCAGAAGCAAAGGUUAACAAAACGCUACUUCUCAAGAUGCAGAUUGAAGAGAACAGGAUACGGAUGCAGCAAAGAGAAAAAGAAAUCUCCAACAGCAAGAGAAAUUUGGAGCAGCUUUUUACACAGCUUGAUCGUUCCUGUUCAGGAGUCUCCCUUAAUUUGUCAACGGAUGUUGAAGAUGUUCGGGACACCAAAAUUGCUUCAUUGGAGUCUUCAUUGUCUGCUCUCAAAAGUGAAAAGAGAGAGUUGGAUUUACGCUUACUUAGUCUGGAGACCAUUCAAGAGGCAAAGGAAAACCUUGAGCUGGAGAUGAAUGAAUUACGAGCAAGCCAUGAUCACCUUUCUAUUGAGAAUAACAUGCUUCAAGCUAGAGUACAAAAUGUUCAUGCAUUGGAAGAUGAAAAUGAUGAGUUGAAACUUACGUUGGAUCGUUUGGCAUAUGAAAACUCUAGUUUAAAAGAGGAUCUGGAAACCAGAGACGGAACCAUAAACUCGCUCGAAGCCAAACUUUCGAGGCUCAAUCAUGAUUUAGAAGAAAUCAAUUCACAGAUUACUUCAAUGGUCCCAUACACCUUAGUUGAGGAUCUCCAGCAGCAAAUAAAUCAACUCGCAAAUGAGAGAGACAUUUUGAAAUCUGAUUGUGAAGCUCUCCAAACGAAAUUGAACGAAGGAAUGGCGGCUGCAGUUGUUGCAAGUGCUCCUGAAGUUUCAGAUGUACCCGAAGUUAAAGUUUCCAGUUUGGGGGCAAAGAAAAAACCUCGAGGAAGACGUAGCAAAGGGGAUAAUCAGCCUGCCGCUGAUGAAUCUAAAAGUGAGGAUACUUCCUUGGCCGUUCUGGAAUCGCAAAUCACGUUGUUAACUGCACAGCGGGACACUCUGGAAGGGGAGAAUGUCACGUUGAAAACAAGCAUUCUAAAUUUGGAGAAUAAACUGGACGAAGCUGACACAGAGAGGCGCACACUUCAACAACGUGUCGAACUUCUUAUGGCAGAACUGAGUGCUGAAACCAGUGGUUACAACAAUAAUGAUGUCGCCAACUUGCAAAUGCUUCUCCAAGAAAAAGAGGUCGAAUACGCCACGUUGUCCACUAAAGUCCAAUCCCUUCAGGCCGAAGCUGAAUCUCUCGAGUCAGAAAAGAGAGAAAUGGCUGAGAGAUUAGAAAAGGCCGACGGAGAAUUGUUCCAGCUUCGAACCAAGUACCGCGAUGCCGAGUACACAGUCAACGCCAAGGAAGAAACCAUUCGAGAGCUGCAGGCUCGUUUAGCCUCGCAGCCGGUUGAAACUCCUAUUGUUCAAGAAGCUGACGUUCCAGCACCUGUCAAGGUAUCUUCUCUAGGGGCAGCUAAAAAAUCACGAAGAAGUAAAGGCGGACGUGCCGCUAACGAACCCAAAAUCCCAUCGACUGAAGUAACCCCCAACGCCUCUGAAUCUGAAAUCGCAACGUUGAAUGCGAAAAUCAGUUCUUUGGAGGAAGAAAUUGCUUCACUCAACGAACAGACAGCUCGCCUUGCAAUUCUGGAAAACGAGAUAACCAUUCUCCAAGAGCAGCUCGCUGUUAGCGAACAAGAGAAACGAACCUUGCAAAAAAGGGUUGAUCUGUUACUGUCAGAACUUGACACGAACGAAAGUAAAGGUGAACUGGAGAAUUUUCAGGAAGUUCUCCAGUUGAAAGAAGACGAGUGUGGCCAACUAUCGGCUAAAAUCGCAGACAUACAGGCCGAAAAGAAUGAGAUCAAUCAACGACUAGAAGAGGCUGAUAGUGAACUAUUCAAACUUCGAGCACAGCAUCGAGACACUCAGUACAUUCUGAACAAUAAGGAUGAAAGCAUUAGUGAAUUGGAGCGCCAAGUAGAAUCCAGACGGGGUGAAGUGGAUCAUCUGAAAGAAGUGAUAGCAGGCUUGGAACGCAAACUUGAAUUGAAGGAGUCAGUCGAAGAAGAAGAAGAGAAAUCUAUUUCAAACACGGUCAUUCAUCUCCAAGAAGCGUUGCGACAAACCCGCGAAGAGCUGUCCAGCUUCGAAACGGAACUAACAAACAGAUCCGAGGCUGUCCAAAAGCUGGAAAAGUCUUGCUCUUCAUUGACCAAAGAGGCCACAGAAAGAAACGCAGAAAUUCAACGUCUAAAAGAAGAUUUACAAGAUGCUGAAAUACUUUUGGCAGAGAAAGAUGCCAAACUCAAAACGGUACAGGAUGAACUGAACCGAAUGAAGAUCACGGCGGAUGAGCACAGUUCUUUAGCCAUGCUCGAAACAGAACUGAAUGAUUCGCAAGUUGAAAAAGAGCUCAUGCGAAAUGACCUGGAAACUCGCUGCACUCAAUUGAACGAAUGCAAGCAGUACAGUGUCAAAAUUGAGGCUCAACUCGAAGAGGCCCGAGCCAGAGAAGCGGAAUUGCUGGGCCAGAUCGAAGCUGCCAAUACCCAAAAAACAACUGCCGAAGAGAAAGUCACUCAAUUGAGCGAAAAAUUCAAGAAACUGGCGGCUAACUAUAAACAGAAAUUACAAGUGAUCCAGCAAUUGGAAGCUAAACUGGAGAAAUUGAAAAAGGCUGCUGAGGGUGAUGGGGGUGAACCGCAAUUGCUUCAAGUACGCCUCGUGGAGACUGAGAGUGAGAUGGUCGUGUUGAAAGAGCAAUUGAGUAAACUGAAAGACACUGCCGAACAGCUGACACAAGCUCGUCAGACGUUAAGCCAAACGGAGGAACAACUUCAAAAUGCACAGGAAGAGGCUCAGCAAGUCGGAGAAGAGAACAAGAAGCUUCUUGAUCAGCUGGAUGAAUACAAGGAUUUGAAUAAUCAAUUAGAAGAAGCUCGAUUGGCUCUGAGUCAGAGGGAAGAGCGUUUACAUUCCUUCCAAGAAGAAGUCAAUCAAUUGACGGAGGAAAACAAUAACCUUCAGGUGCAGAUCAGUUCCAUGAGCAACGAAUUGCACAUAAGCAAAUCGGAAGCGAUGGAAGAGAACCAAAAACUCUUGGAUCAAAUGAAUGAAUUGAAAGCUGCCACUGGACAGUCCAGUCAGUACCAAGAAGCCUUGCAACGCUCUGAAAAUGAGUUAGAAGCUUUGCGUGGACAUCUGCAACAGUCCCGAGCAGAGAAUGAGAAGCUUGUAGAUCGGCUUGGAGAAAUAACACAAGUUAAUAAUCAUUUGGAGGAGAUGAAGCUUGCAUUAGAUCGUGCACAUAAUGAUUUAUCAGCUUGCCAAAUUGAAUUGCAGAACGCUCGAGAAGAGUCCCAGCAAAUGAGCGAUGAAAGCCGGAAAAUGAUGGAACAACUAGAACGAGCAUCUGAAAGAAUUUUCCAACUGGAACAGUUGUCCAACGAAUCCGAAUUUAGAGCACGUGAAACUGAUACUCGACUUCAACAUUUAACGGAGGAACAUUCCAAUAUCAUUGGCCAAUUGCAACGCGAAUUAGCCUCCGCUCGCGAACAGUUGCAAUCUAUCUCUUCCAGUUACGGAGAUCAAGGAUUAAUUCAAAAAAGUUUAGAAAAUCGCAUUGAACUAGCCGAAAACGAAGCCUCUGAUUUGCGUUUGAAACUUAACGAAGUUUCAAGUGCCAAAGAUAAUUUGCUGGAGGAAUCUGAAGGAUUACGUCGUCGUAUCGAAGAGUUGCAAGGUGAAGUGAACUCUGCCGUAGAGUCUUCUGCCACGCUGCACAAUCAGCUGGCCCAUCUGUGGGAAGAGAAGCAAAGCGUCAUCAAUCAUAACGCUCACUUGGUAGAUGAGUUGAAUAAACUCAAGUGUCAUCAGGACGAACAGUCCAGCACGCAAUCCGCUUCCCUGGAGAAAGAAAUCCAAGAACUGCGUGAUCAGUUAGCUGCGGCGCAAUGGGACCUCGAUACCAAGACCAACGAACUCUCAUCCGCCCAGCAGGUGCGAGAGCAAUUAUCAGCUGUGCAGUGGGAAUUGGACGCGAAAGUGAGUGAACUGUCCGCCAUUCAGCAACAACGAGAGGCCGACAUUGAGCGAAUUGCCCAGCUGGAAAAGCAAUGUUCUGAUACUAGUGCUUGGAUUGAAACUAAUGUCGAGGAUGUGUCUGCUCUCAAAUCGCGUAUUCAGGAUCUAGAGAACCAAUUGGCUGAUUUGAAUAAUCAGUAUGGAGGUCUUUACUCAACUUACGGAUCGAAAUUAUUCGAGAUGACGGCCUUAGAAAAUCAAUUGGCUGAUGCCAAUUUGAAAGUUGCUGAUUUAUCUGAACAAUUGGCUCGUCACCAAUCAUCCAUGGAUGAGCUAACAGCCAAGAACAGCGCCAUGGAACAAGAUGCUGGUGCGACCCAUGUCCUCCGUGAACAGCUGACAGAGUUGGAAAAGACCAACGCCAACCUUCUGGAUGAACUUUCUCAUUUGAAAGAACGUGCCAGUGAAAUGGACAACAUUCAGAGCCUCAUGGAGGGACUUACGCAAGAGAGAGAUGAACUCCGAAGAGCAAACGAUUCACUUCAACUGACGAUUGAACAGCAAACGGAAGGUCUCAAUCAGAAAGAAGUUGAAAUGGCUGAAGUUCGAAAACAGAUGGAAGAUUUCCAAUCGAUUUUUGAAGGAUUUAGCGGAGAGCGGAAUCGUUUAAAUGACGAACUCCGUUUGAAAGAAUCUGAAUUAGAGGAAUCGAAGCAACGAUUGGUUGGCUUAGAAGAUCGUAUCAAUGAAUUACAAAAGAAUACGUCUGAUGUGCAAGAGAUCGGCAUGCUGCGCAUGAAUUUAGCCGAUUUGUCCGCGGAACGAGACGACCUCAGUUAUCAAGUCGAAGAUGUCCAGGCUCAGUGUUCCGAUUUGGAAACCAAACUCGGCGAAGCUGAAGAGGUCCGUUCGAUUUUGGAAACGACAGUCUCUUAUUUAGAGACGAAAGUGAGCGAACUGCAGGCCGAAGUGGCCGCUGCCAACGCGGCCAGAGAAGAAGACCAAAGCUCUAACGCAUCCCAGCUGACUGCGUUGACUGAAGAGAGGGACGCAUUGGCAGCACGUCUGUCUAGCGUCCAAUCAGAAAAUCAGGAACUGACCUCUCUUCGUUUGACAUUGGACGAAGCUGAGCGAAUGUUGAAAGAAUCGGACUCGUCUUUGACUAGUGCCCGUCAAUCCCACGCUGAUGCUUUGGCCCGUGUAGAAGAAAUGGAGAAACAAUUGGUCGAUUCGCUUCGAUGUCUUUCAGAGGAACAGCAAAAACAUCGAGUCGUUCGAGAUGAACUGGAAGAAUUGGUAGAACAAACAGCACAAGCAACUCAGGUGCGAUCAGACUUGCAGGAACAGGUCACUCAACUUCAAAGCGAAUUGAUCCGAGUGGAGGCUGUUGCUGCCAUGUGUAAUCAAUACAAGGCUGAAGCGGAAGAAUUUGCCCGACUCCGGAAUCAAAUCGAUGAAUGGAAACACCAAGCAGAAGAGGUUUCACAACUGCGUCUUAAAUUAUUCGAAGCUAUUUCGGAAAAAGAUGAUUUGGAGGCAAGUGUUCAAGCUCUGGAAGAAGAAUUAGCAACUGUCCAAAACGAUCUUGCGUCUGUGCGGAUGCAACUGGAAGCUAAAAAUGAUUCAUCAACAGAGUUAUCGACUGUGCAAUAUGAACUGGCGAUGGUACAAGGCGAACUCGCCAAUGCUCGGAGUGAAUUGGACAGAGUCAACCGAAUGUCAUCUGAGAACUCACUGGCCGCUCAAGUCCAGCUGGAUGCAGCGAGGAAUGAACUUGAGGCAAGCCGUCAAUCCUUAGCUGAGCUUACUAUUGUGAAGAAGGAACUGGAAGCAAAUCUUAGCUCGGCAUCAGCAGAGCUGGAAUCUCUCCGUGGCGAGCUGGAGUCUGGUCGAGUGUCUACGUUCGAAUUAAAUGCUCGAUGUGCCGACCUCGACAUGGAACGCAAUUUGUUGAUGGAAAAGUGUAUGGAAUUGAAGGACUCCCAACACGCACUCGAAUCGAAAUGCGCUGAUUUGGAACAACUCCGAACGGACGCAAUCGCUGAAAAUGAACGUCUUCAAUCGGAACUUUCCAAAUCGGCAGGCAGUUCCAGUCAACUGACUGAAUCCAGCCUAUCAGAGCUUGCCCAGUUGAGGGUAGCCAUGAUGGACUUGACGUACGAACGAGAAGAAUUUGAAGAAAAAUUGGCCGAAGCCGAGGAGAAAUUGGUCGAACUGACAUCGCUGCGGAUCACUAAUUCCGAGUUGAGCAUGGAACUCGAAGAAGCUCAAGCUCGAAUUCAAGUCAUUGAAGAAGAACGGUACGCGGAGGUGAGCGAAGUCAAGAGGCAAUUGGCCGAAACGGUGAUGAAGAUAAGCCAACAGGAGGAACGAAUUGAUCGAGUUUCUAUCGAACGAGAUCAAUUACAACAAACGGUCAGCCGGCUGGGCGAAUCCACUGUGAGAUGCGAAAAAGCGGAAAUGGAAACACAAGAGAAAACAGAAGGGAACGAUGAAUCGGACCUGUUGAAAAAGAUCGCUGGGUUAGAAAGUGAAUUGCACGAAGCCAAAAUCAAAGCGGCUAAAUCUCUGCGACAAGUCAAGUUGUUACGUACCGAACUGGCCAAAGAGAAAGAUGCUGCUGCAGCAGCGGCAUCUGCCCGGCAAGGUGGUGGGGAUGAUUAUUUCAACUUUGCUGUAGAAGAGGAACUCCGAAAACAGUUGAGCGAAGCUGAGAAAGCAACAAACGAAAAGGUUAAGGAAAUCGAGCGGCUGUUGAUGAGAAUCGAUACGCUUGAAGGUGCCAAUGAGCGUUUCAUGCAGGCCAAAGAGCGUCAAGACAAUGAAAUGGCAAUGGUUCAGCAACGCAAUCGCGAACUCAUGUCGCAGAUGGCGUCGAUGGAAUGGGACAAUCCGGAAGCAUCUGCUAAAGAACGGGCUCCUGAAGAAGUUAACCUUGUAACUAAAGAGACUGUUGAAACUACCUCGGAGCAGAUAGCCGCACUGGAAUCGACCAUCAGUCAACUGACGGAUGAUAACGAAAACUAUCAAGAUAUGCUGGACGAGCUAAAGGCGGAACGGCAGGCUGUCGAGGCCGAAUUGAAAGAACAGAUAGCCGCGCUAGAAGCUGACAUUAGCGAAAAAUCUAAACUUUUGGACGAAAUCAGUCAGGAAGUGGAGAACAAGGAUCGGCUCUUGUCAGAUGCUUACGAGAGUGUCAGUCAGUUGCGCAAACAAGUGAUGCAACUGUCUGAGACUGGAGGUGGAGAUUCUGCCGGAGUGUUGGAAGAAUUGAGACGAGAAAAUGAGAAUCUCGUCGAUAUGAUCCGGCAAUUGUCAACUACUGGAACGCUAGACGCCGCCACUGUUCAACGUCUCAAGGACGAGAUAGAACAAGUGGCGAUAGAAGAUGGCGAUCGAUUCCAGCAGUCCAGCGAUCUCAGCGAUGGCGCCAUUGACUGGCACAGGGGAUUCAAUGAGCUCCAAAUCGAAGUUGAAUACCUCCGUUCGCAGAACGUCUCCCUUCUUAAUCGGCUACAAGAAGCCGGCCUGGUGUGGGACGAAGGUGCAGAUACCUCGGGUGAAGAUAGCGACCGCCUCGAGAUGCUGCGUUUACAACUGGACAACGCGAUCCGUAACGUCCACGACCGCGACAUGCGUUGCCAGGAACUCACUUGGGAAAUAACCAAGUUACUGGAAGAGCGUGACACGCUACAGUUGCGACUGUCCAAUUCUUUACGGCAAAAUCACGAGAUGCAACAAGAAUUAAAAGAUUUUUCAGCGACUGCCAGUGGCGCCAGCCCCAUCGGCGAUAUUACGGCUAAAUUACGGGAAUUGAAACAGCUCAAUUAUUCUCUGGACGUCCAGUUGCGUCGGGAACAGGAGGAACGACAGACGAUCGAGCGUCAGUUGAUGGCGUUGUAUGGCACCCGAGGUGGAAGCACCAGUCCAAUUUAUGCAAACGGUGCUCGAAGAGCGACGGUUCGCCAAACGACUCAGAAUGACGAUGAUGGAUCCGAGUUCGACUUAAAUAAUUCCCAUGAAAUCUCCGGCACUGGUCAGGUGUUGUCUGAAUGGCUUAAAGGAAAAGAAUCGACUGAUGUUCAACAUGUUUGAUUCAUUCCUUGCACGUCCGAAUUAUUGACCAGAAUGACAAAUCGACCGUCAGCGUUGAAUUAGCGAUGGGCGUCGGAGGCUUCGAAAUUGUACACAGCAUAGAUUUAAUUAUUUUGUGGUCUGGAUCGCUAUAUGCUAUAAAAGAUGCCUUAUAUUAUAUGAAAGGGACAUGGGUUGUGCAUUUUAAUAUUUCAUUUAGUGAAUAAUGUCAGAUUUUUCUUUUUGUUCUCUUCUAUCUUUUUCGAUUUGUCAUCAUCCAUCGCUGCACGGCCCUAUUACGAAACGAAAAAUAAAGGAAAUAACUGAU